AUGGCUUCUCCUUUGUCUUCUUCCACCGUCGUCUCUCACCGGAUUAUCUCCUUCCAUUCUUCGUCUCUUAAUCGCAGAUUCCUCUUUGUUAAACCCAAAUUACCGACCAGUCGAAACGAUUCCGGAGAUUUCCGCAUGCAAUUGCAUUCCACAUCAAGGAAGAUUGUCUCUAAGGAACUUAUACCUUCCUGCAAUACUUCGACUGAUUCGAAGUUGAACACUUUCGAAGCUGGAUCCAAAAACCUCGAGAAAUUGGUCGCAACGAUCCUUAUAUGUGUUCAAGUUUGGUCUCCAUUGCCUUUGUUUGGUGUAGACUCUGCUUACAUAUCACCUGCAGAGGCUAUUCUUUACUCUCCGGACACGAAAGUUCCAAGAAGUGGGGAACUUGCUCUAAGACGAGCUAUUCCUGCUAAUCCAAACAUGAAGUCUAUUCAGGCUUCAUUGGAAGAUAUAUCGUAUCUUUUGAGAAUUCCACAAAGAAAGCCUUACGGUACUAUGGAGAGCAAUGUAAAGAAAGCUCUAAAGGUGGCUACGGAGGAUAAAGAUUCCAUAUUAGCUAGUAUACCAGCAGACUUAAGAGACAAGGGCUCAGACCUGUAUGCAUCUCUGAUUGACGGCAAGGGUGGACUUCAAGCGCUUCUAACGUCUAUAAAGAAUCAAGAUCCUGAUAAAGUGUCAAUUGGCCUGGCAUCAUCAUUAGAUACUGUUGCGGAACUGGAGUUAUUACAAGCAUCUGGAUUGUCAUUUUUGCUUCCUGAACAAUACAAAAACUAUCCCAGGUUAGCAGGAAGAGGAACUGUAGAAAUCACCAUUGAGAAAGGUGAUGGUUCGACAUUUUCACCUGAAUCUGGGGGUGAUCAAAGAAAGAGUGCCACAAUCCAGAUCAUUAUAGAUGGAUAUUCGGCACCCCUAACAGCAGGGAAUUUUGCAAAACUGGUAACUAGCGGUGCAUAUGAUGGAGCCAAACUCAAUACGGUGAACCAAGCUGUAAUCACAGAGGAUGGGAAUGGUAAGGUGGAGAGUGUUAGUGUUCCAUUGGAACUAAUGCCUUCCGGACAGUUCGAACCUCUCUACAGAACCCCAUUGAGUGUCCAGGAUGGGGAGUUGCCAGUUCUUCCUUUAUCGGUUUAUGGAGCUGUAGCAAUGGCGCACAGCGAAAAAUCAGAUGAAUACUCUUCUCCAUACCAGUUCUUCUUCUACCUAUACGAUAAAAGAAACUCGGGCUUAGGAGGUUUAUCAUUUGACGAAGGACAAUUCUCGGUUUUCGGAUACACAACAUCAGGGAAAGAUAUUCUUGGGCAGAUCAAGACAGGAGAUAUCAUCAAAUCUGCAAAACUAAUCGAAGGCCAAGAUCGCCUUAUUUUGCCUACUCAGAACAACAACAACUCAUCCACUUAA
Molecule: messenger RNA, 1398 nt
Organism: Arabis nemorensis
Lineage: Eukaryota; Viridiplantae; Streptophyta; Magnoliopsida; Brassicales; Brassicaceae
Source: the annotation of a GenBank genome assembly